Molecule: messenger RNA, 429 nt
Organism: Cladophialophora bantiana CBS 173.52
Lineage: Eukaryota; Fungi; Ascomycota; Eurotiomycetes; Chaetothyriales; Herpotrichiellaceae
Exons: 1
Coding region: 1-429 (142 amino acids)
Source: RefSeq, a predicted model, not a curated record
AUGACGCUCGCUGUUCAAGGCGUGGAACUAUUCCGGCUUGUGAAGCGUGAAAAAGAGCUGCAUCGACAGAUUCUUACUUUUUCUAUCUCGCACGACAACCGAUCUGUGAGGAUUUAUGGCCAUUAUCCCGUCAUUGAAGGCAAAAAGACUAUGUUCUACAGUCAUCCCAUUCAUACUUUUGACUUCAUCGCACUGGAUGGGGAAGAGAAAUGGCCGGCAUACAGGUUUAUGAGGAAUGUCUAUGAGGCCUGGAUGGCUGCUCACUUCAAAAAGCUUUGUUUAACCAUCGAUACAAUACCAUACCACCCGAUAUACAGUUCGAACCCUCGGGAGAAUCCGAUCUGCACUUCCCCUCAUCAUCUGGGCUUUCUCAAGGCCUUGAAAGUCAACACCUCUCGGAGUCAGGAGCCACAGAUGAAGACGAAUUAA